Messenger RNA from Sitophilus oryzae (rice weevil), 3614 nucleotides. It is a transcript of the gene twz, whose product is annotated as BTB/POZ domain-containing protein KCTD1. Gene Ontology annotation, biological process: protein homooligomerization. The coding region runs from base 186 to 1250 and encodes 354 amino acids. NCBI's taxonomy places the organism in Eukaryota, Metazoa, Arthropoda, Insecta, Coleoptera, Curculionidae. The record is from RefSeq and is a predicted model, not a curated record. The transcript is spliced from 7 exons. Gene Ontology annotation, molecular function: protein binding.
UUGCGUCGUUUAGUAGGUUGCGUUGCUCGUCUGUUCAAGUCCGCGAAUAUAACUCGCGCGCUCGGUGAACAAAAUAUAAAUUUUAAUAUAUAUUUAGAUAAAUACAAUAUUUAAUUUGAUACAUAUGUAAACUGUCUAGCUGAUUUAUGUUGACAAGGGAUUGUUAAUAGUUGUUGUGAUACAGGAUGGCAAACUUUGCGGUAUCCUUAAAAAGAAGUCCAAGUGAUUUUGAAGAUCAAAUGCUGUACAGAAAGAAAGCAGAUCUCAGGACUGAUGUGGAAAAAGUAGAACCCAAAGAUUUAACUAAUAGAAAUAUGUUUCCUAGUGCACAGAUUAAAAUGAGACUGAUGUCUCCAAAUAGUUCGCCGGCAACUUCUCCCACGAUGUCGACGUCAUCAUCGCCUACGCCUCCUCCGACCAACUCGAACCCCGCCAUUUCCGUCGCGGCCGCCGCUAGUUACGGCAAAAUGACGGGGAUUCCCUGCGUGGCGGCCGCAUCCAGGUACACAGCCCCGGUUCAUAUAGACGUCGGCGGAACUAUAUACACAUCCUCGUUAGAGACGUUGACGAAAUAUCCGGAAUCGCGACUGGCGAAGCUAUUUAACGGUAGCAUACCUAUUGUGUUGGAUUCCUUAAAACAACACUAUUUUAUAGACAGAGAUGGAGGAAUGUUUAGGCAUAUUCUAAACUUUAUGAGGAAUUCGAAACUUCUAAUUCCAGAAAAUUUUCACGACUUAGACUUGCUAUUAGAAGAAGCCAAAUAUUUCGACAUACCUCCUAUGGUUCGCCAGUUAGAACAAAUGAAAAAAGAUCGAAUAAAAAAUGGGAAUAUGGCAUCACCUUCGGACUUGACAUCACUGUUAAAAAGUACUACUAGGCAGCAAGGUGGACCCUUGGAAAGAAGUAUGCGGUCGUCAUCAGGGCAAGACAUGUACGAAUGCGUGGCGUUGCACGUGAGUCCUGAUUUAGGGGAAAGAAUUAUGCUUAGUGGUGAUCGAAAUCUUCUAGACGAGGUAUUUCCUGAAACAAACCAGGCAGUAAUGGAUGCCAGGACAGGAGCAGCGUGGAAUCAACAGGACGCUCAUCACGUAAUUAGAUUUCCUUUAAAUGGUUACUGUAAACUAAACUCCAUGCAAGUGAUAAGGAGGCUACUGAACGCCGGUUUUAAAAUAGCAGCUAGCAAUGGAGGUGGAGUUGAAGGACAACAGUUCUCCGAAUAUCUCUUUGUUAGAAAAGUACUACCUGGUUGAAUCUCAUUUGAUUUCGCCAUAGUGACGAUACUUUAGAUUAUAUUACUCUUUCCUCGGAUAUAUACUGGUGGUCACUUUAUUUCCGAGGUCUGUAUUUUAAUGCAUACGACCAGUUAACAGACAGGGGGGCAAAAUAAACACAGCGACAUAAAGUGUUUCCGGUUCAUACUUAAAAUAACAUAAUAAACGUAGAUAAUAUACUUAAGCUAAUGCUCAAUUCUGUUGCUUGAAAACAUGGAAUAAAAUAUCUCAUACACUUUCUUUACAACUACCACAGAAGUAAAUAUUCAUUGGUUAGUUGAGAUUAGUUCAGAAAUAGUGCUAGUAAUCAUAUUCUGAGGUGUAAAGUUUUGUUCUAAAAUCACGCAGUGUCACGAGGCUACACGCCAUAGAAUCAAUAAAAUUUGUACUAAAUUCAAACAGCUAUCAAAUUUGACUUUAGUUACUAAACUAACAACUAUGAUUGUUUGUUUUUGUAGUUUUGCCUGUGAUAGGUAUAACGUACUUCUAAUACCAAGCUAAUACCCUUAAUAAGAAUUUAUUACAUCAGUCUACGUGGGCGGUUUGAAAUUUUCAUGAAAAAUCCGGCAAUAUCGCAUAGAAAAACUGUAUCAACCCAACUUUUUUCUCUUUUUAAUAAAUUUGAUAUUUCGUUAAGCUGUUUCCAUUGCUGUCUUACACGUUAAAAUCCAGGCCACGCUUUUACGGUGACCAAAUGUGUAUGUUAUGUAAAUAUUAGGUAUAGGUAAAAUUAUUUUUAUUACUAAUGUUUCAUAAAUCCAUGAAAACAGCAACGUAUAGCGGUUGCAGUUGCGAAUACUUUGCGGUUGCAAAUACUUUGUAUACUUUUAUUUCUAUAGCCUAAUCUAUGCUUUAACCAGGUUAUAAAAGCAAUAUGAAGAAAUAUUUAAAAACAAAACAGAUUAUUUUUUCCAAAGAAUAACUACAUACCUUUAAAUAAUAAUAAGACUAUGUAUUCAGUUUUUGCCUAUCCAAAUUAACUGAUUUCAAAAACACAAAACUAGUUACAUAUUAUUAUUAUUAGAAUAAUUUGUAAGUAACAAUUGUGAAACUAUAUAUGUACAACAAAUAUAUAUCUGAAAAAUUUAUAAAAUUUUCAAUAACAAUUUGUCGCAAAAUUUCUAGUAAUUAUUAUAACUAACUUUUAUAUACAUUUUUGUUCAUAAACUAUUAUUUGAUAUAAUUAAUACUUCAAAACUUGAAAAUAUAUACAUAAUGUACUAUAACCUUUUUUAAAUAGAUUUUAACGCAUUAGUAAUAAACUGUGGUCUCUAAUAUGCUUUUAUAAGGGGUUUCUAGAACUGGUUCCAAUACAAAAAAACUUUUUUGUUAAAAUUUCCCUAAAGAGUCCUCUUAUUUGCUCACUUAUAGGCUUGGUGCAUUAUCCACCGUUGCUCCAUAUUUAUUAUAAUUGAAUUUGAAAGUUUAUUUGAAAAUUAUUAGCAGGUACAAAACAAUAAAAAAUAUAUCUUUUGAUAUUUUCAGAAGGUCUAACUAAAUUCAAGCUAAUAAUACAUUUUAAAUGAGUAAAACACGCCGGCUGCUUCAACUACUGUAGGAAGUAUAGUUUUUAUGUACCGAUUUUGCUUGACUAAAGCGGCGUCAAAUGAAGUUAGCAGUUCUGAUUUCUACCGUAUCCAGCGCUGCUGUCAAAAAUUUUAAAACUCAGUUGAAAUGCAUCAAGCCUAUAUGCUAUUACCUACACUUUUUAGUGACAUAAACAUUAAUAUUAGUCCAAAAAUAAACUAAAUUUUGUAUAUAAAUAUUAGAUAUUUAAGAAAUUCAUAAUGUUUGCAAUUUAUUAGUUUUGUAUACUAUUAUAUUUCGUGAAAAUCUAAGCGAACAUUGAUAAAAAUUAUUGAAAAGAGUAAAUUAAAAGUAAAUUGUACAUAACUGCAGCUAUCUCUAAAUUCCUGCCUGUGUUUAUGUUAGAACACUAUUAAUUCAAAAUAAUUUAUUUGCCUAAUUUGAAAAACUAAAUAUUAGGUAAAAAUAUAUCACAUUUUCAUUAUUUAUAUUAUAAGAAACACUAACUAAAUCACGAAUAAUUUAUUAUGUUUGCUUUUCAUUAUUAUGUUUGUACCAAAUUUUGUCCCUAGUAAUAAUAUGAAUCUACAUAAAUAUGUGUGUUCUAAAACAUUUAAUGUAAAAAAAUCAAAUUGAUCUCAUCAUUCCCUCUCCUGGCUGUGAUCCCUAUAAAAUAAGCUUAACUACUAUAGCGGAUCGAAAAAUCUCUUGGACCUAUUUCAUAUUAAAUGAAGCCACCUAUAUGUGUAGUAAAAUAUAACAAAUUGUUACUUAAGUUAUAUACUUGUAAAAAUAAAUGGUUAUAUAAAUACUGUU